Molecule: messenger RNA, 498 nt
Organism: Juglans regia (Persian walnut)
Lineage: Eukaryota; Viridiplantae; Streptophyta; Magnoliopsida; Fagales; Juglandaceae
Product: RING-H2 finger protein ATL51-like
Exons: 1
Coding region: 1-498 (165 amino acids)
Source: RefSeq, a predicted model, not a curated record
AUGGUGGAGGCUGACUCGGUAAGAUUGUUGCCUUAUUGUAGGCAUGCCUUCCAUGUUCCCUGCAUUGACAAAUGGUUCUCCGCACAUUUUAACUGCCCAAUUUACCGAGCACCCAUGGCUGCUGCGCCAAUAAUUAUGGAAAACCCCUUGCCUAUAGAGAUUCAGAUCAGUGCUCAUGUUGAAGGAGGUGAUGACGGUGUUGAUAAUAUUAGCGCUUCCACUUUGAGGAGGCAUGUGCGAUCUGGCGGUUUGCCUCGCCACUGUCCGGCCUCCCUUGUGUUGCCCAAGGAAGGAAAGCGGCCACGACGUUUGAAAAGGUCCUUUUCCAUGGGUCAAUCUUAUGUCGCUAUUAACAUACGAGGAGAGAGCGAAAAAACAGUUUCGGCUGCUUCUACUUCCUCUUCCUCUUCUUCAUGCUCUAUAAAAGAUGUUACAAUGCAGAGUAGUAGACCGUAUAGAUCAGCAAGUUGCAACAGCAUCUGUGACGCAGUUAGAUGA